Vigna umbellata (rice bean) is the source of this 706-nucleotide messenger RNA. Lineage: Eukaryota; Viridiplantae; Streptophyta; Magnoliopsida; Fabales; Fabaceae. The record is from RefSeq and is a predicted model, not a curated record.
AUGGAUGGUGAUGGUGGUGGCACAGUUGCGGUUCAACAGCAAAGAAUCCUUUCUGAUUUAGAAAACACUGAACAAUCACUGAAAUGGAGUACACGCCUAAAGAUUGCUCUUGGUUCUGCCCGGGGUUUGGCUUACUUGCACCACGACUGCUGCCCGAAAAUUGUGCACCGCGACAUAAAAUCCAGCAACAUCCUUCUUGAUGAGAACAUGGAGCCUCGUGUCUCUGAUUUUGGUCUUGCAAAGCUUUUGGUUGACGAAGAGGCCCAUGUUACCACAGUGGUUGCAGGCACCUUUGGUUAUCUGGCACCAGAGUAUCUACAAAGUGGAAGAGCGACUGAGAAGUCAGAUGUGUAUAGUUUUGGAGUUCUGUUGCUAGAACUUGUAACUGGAAAGAGACCAACAGAUCCUUCAUUUGCAAGGAGAGGAGUAAAUGUUGUUGGUUGGAUGAACACGUUCCGGAAAGAAAAUAGAUUGGAGGACGUAGUAGACAAAAGAUGUAGUGAUUCAGUAGAUGCAGAAUCUGUGGAGGUAAUUCUUGAACUAGCAGCAAGUUGCACUGAUGCAAAUGCGGAUGAACGUCCAUCAAUGAACCAAGUGUUACAGAUACUGGAACAAGAGGUCAUGUCUCCCUGCCCAAGUGAUUUUUAUGAAUCACACUCAGAUCACUGAUAAAUGACUCAACCAACUUCAAGAUGCUAUGCUAACA